AUGAAAGCGCGUGUGCAGCAGAGAUGGAGACCUGCUGUUACGGGUGACCGAGGAGCGGACCGAGGAGCGGACCGAGGAGCGGACCGAGGAGCGGACCGAGGAGCGGACCGAGGAGCGGACCGAGGAGCGGACCGAGGAGCGGACAGGACAGCGACGGAUUUAACGUGCUUCAAAUGUGGAUUGAAGGGACACUUGGCCAGAGCCUGUCAGCGCAGACUGUGGUGCAGUCACUGCAGGAGCACUACGCACCGGGACACCACCUGCAGGAGGAAACAGCGCAAAGACCGGGACGACGCUCACAAAGCCUCCGAGGAGUGUGCAGGACACCAGGAGUACGCUUUCAGAGCGAGCGAGGGGUCUGCAGCGCUGGUGUCCGAGGCUUGGGGGAACAGGACCGACUUGCCGUUCUUUCACGGGCAUGUGUUUGAAAACUCAUCUCCGAGCUCCCGAGUGAACGGUCUGUGCGUCCCGGUCAAGCGCCUCAACUCGCGGCUUUGCGGAGCUGAGGAGCCUGGCGCGGCUGCAGCGGCGCACUUCAAACUCCUAGGAGAAGGGAGCGACAAAUUCCAUGUGUUUGCCCACCACAAACGAGGACAUAUCCUGCUGAAAACGUCCCAAGUUUUGGACAGAGAGGAGCAGGCGGAGUAUGCUUUGGAUGUGGGGUUGUGUUGUGGUGGCCAGUGCGGGGAAGAGGAUGCCCAGUUCCCCGCCGUGGCAUCCAUCAAAGUGGACGUCUUGGACACGAACGACCACCAGCCUGCCUUCUCCGCGGCUGACGUGAAAUUGAGUUUGGACGACGCCACUGCGCUCCGUACUGCUGUGUACACUCUGACCGCGUUGGAUGGUGACAGUGGAAAGAACGGAGAGAUGAUUUACUUUGUUUUGCCCAAGAAUGGGAGUUUUUACGCAGUGCCCAAAACUGGGGACAUCUUUUUGGUUGACUCUAUUCUGGGUCUGGGCGAGCCUAUUAAGUUUAAAGUGUUUGCCAGGGACAGAGGUUGGCCCCCGCGCACCAGCCGAAGCGUGGCGGUGGAGGUCAGUCCCAGGCAACGGCCCCUGAAACCCGGGGAAAAGCGCGAAGUCAAAGCGGGUACCAGAAAGUCGCGCUCUCUGCUGGAAACGGACGAGCCGUUGCUUAUAAACGUGUCUGAAGACGCAGGGAUCGGCUCCGUGGUGAUGAAUCUGAACCCGGUCAGGUUCCAGACAGCGGCGUUUGAGCUGGUGGAGCCGGACAUGGAGACCAGCCCGGUGAGCGUGAGUCGAGACACUGGGGAUAUAAUCAUCUCGCGCAAACUGGACCGAGAGACCGAGCCGCUGGUGGAGAUAAGCGUGAGAGUUCAGGAUAAAAGAGCCGAGACUCUUGCGGCUUUCUUUCAAUACGCCGAUGCUCCCUCCAGGGAUUUGGUGUAA
Molecule: messenger RNA, 1410 nt
Organism: Knipowitschia caucasica
Lineage: Eukaryota; Metazoa; Chordata; Actinopteri; Gobiiformes; Gobiidae
Source: the annotation of a GenBank genome assembly